AUGCAAAUCAUCAUGGCGGCGAAUACCCCGAUGUUGCUCAAGGCCGGUCUGGUCGAGGGCAAUACGGAAGCCGGCGUGCUUGCCUCGGGUCAGGUUGUCGGAAUGAUCAACGAUCUGCCCAGCUGCAAGGGAACUGAUCGAGAACAUCAUGGAGGACGCGGCCAAGCGUAUCGACGCGCUCGCGGCUCUUCGCUGACGCAGAUUCAUCCGAGUGCGUCUCCCCACUGCGCUUUACGCGGAGUCGGAGGAGGCGCACUCUGCCAUUUCGAGCUAACCGGUCUGCUGGUGACGACCACCCGGCACCUCGAAAUACUGGGAGAUUGCCACCGCGGCCAUCUGUACCGGUGCAACGUGUCGAUCGUCGAUCUUGCCUCGAACGAGUGGGGCCGC
Mesorhabditis spiculigera is the source of this 390-nucleotide messenger RNA. NCBI's taxonomy places the organism in Eukaryota, Metazoa, Nematoda, Chromadorea, Rhabditida, Rhabditidae. The record is from the annotation of a GenBank genome assembly.